Molecule: messenger RNA, 2869 nt
Organism: Tachyglossus aculeatus (Australian echidna)
Lineage: Eukaryota; Metazoa; Chordata; Mammalia; Monotremata; Tachyglossidae
Product: protocadherin beta-16-like
Exons: 1
Coding region: 95-2485 (796 amino acids)
Biological process (GO): homophilic cell-cell adhesion
Cellular component (GO): plasma membrane
Molecular function (GO): calcium ion binding
Source: RefSeq, a predicted model, not a curated record
GGUGGGAACAAUCAAGAUCAAGCUGUUGCUCCGGGAGUGUGGAUUGUAGCAGCGCAAAUCUGUAUCUGUUGGAACGUGUGUUUCUGAAGAAGGAAUGCUGAAAGCGGAGGAGAUGAUUCAGCGGAGAGGGCAAGUUAUGCGUCUUUUUGUUUGCCUGUGCUUGUCGGGGGUCUAUUCGGAAACCGUUCGGUACACGGUAUUGGAAGAAAUGGAGAAGGGCUCUUGGGUGGCUAAUGUGGUGAAGGACCUGGGGCUGGAUAGCGAGGAUCUGUCCUCCAGGAAUGCCCGGAUCGUUUCUGAGGUUGACAAAGAGUAUUUUAAUCUUAAUCCUCAGACAGGGGAUUUGUUCAUAAAGGAGAAACUCGACAGGGAGGGUCUAUGCGCCCGGAGUGAACCCUGCAUUUUGCCUUUCCAAAUUUUACUGGAAAAUCCAUUAAAGUUUUAUCGGUCUGAGAUAGCAGUGGACGAUAUAAACGACAAUUCUCCAGUGUUCCUGGACAAGGAAAUGAUUCUGAAUAUCCCGGAAAAUAGUCCUGUGGGUACGGAAUUCCAAAUGGAAAGUGCACAGGAUUUGGAUGUCGGAAACAACAGCCUGCGGGAAUAUACCAUCAGCCCCAACCCCUAUUUCCACAUUAAUACUCGCGUUCACAGUGGCGGCAGGAAAUUCCCGGAGUUGGUGUUGGAUAAAGCGCUGGAUCGGGAACAGCAAGGUGAAAUUCACUUAACCAUCACGGCCAUGGAUGGCGGUUCCCCGCCAAGAUCUGGAACUGCCGAGGUUCAUGUUCUUAUUGUGGACAUAAAUGACAAUGCCCCUGUUUUCACUCAGACACGAUAUGAGGUUCGGAUUCCCGAAAACAGCCCUAAAGGCUCACUGGUUUCCACGGUCACCGCUAAAGAUUUUGAUGCAGGAAUCAAUGGAGAAGUAUUGUACUCAUUUUUCCGUGCUUCCGAAGAGAUUCGCAGAACGUUUCAGAUUCAUUCAAUUUCGGGGGAGAUUCGAUUAGUAGGACAAUUAGAUUUUGAGCAGAGUCAGUUUUAUGAGUUCGACUUGGUGGCCAAAGAUGGCGGGGGCCUUUCUGGCAAGUGUACUGUUUAUGUUCAGGUCAUCGAUCUGAACGACAAUCCCCCGGAGCUUAUCAUGUCAACAGUUACUAGCCCCAUCUCCGAGAACGCUCCAGAGGCAGUGGUAGCCGUUUUCAGUAUUAGAGAUCGCGACUCUGGGGACAAUGGCAGAAUGGUUUGUUCCAUCCAGAACGAUCUCCCAUUCGAUUUAAAACCCACAUUUAGGAACUUCUAUACCUUGGUAACGGAUCGAGCGCUUGACAGAGAGAGCCAAUCCGAAUAUACUAUCACGAUCACUGUCAAGGAUCUGGGAUCCCCUAGCCUCAAAACGGAGCAGAACAUAACGGUGCUGAUAUCCGAUGUCAACGACAACCCCCCGGUGUUCAAUCAAACAUUCUACACGCUGUAUGUCAAGGAAAACAACAGCCCUGCCCUGCACAUCGGCAGGGUCAAUGCCGUGGAUAGAGACUCAGGGCAGAAUGCCAGGGUGUCUUACACCUUGCUGCCAUCCGAGGACGGGGACCUUUCCUUGCCCUCCUACGUCUCGAUCAACUCAGAAAAUGGCAAUAUUUACGCUCUGAGAUCCAUGGAUUAUGAAACCAUUCAGGAGUUCCAAUUUGCAGUGAGGGCGGCAGAUGGCGGUUCCCCGGCCCUGAGUAGCCAGGCGAUGGUCCGUGUAGUGGUCCUGGAUGACAAUGACAAUAGUCCCUUCGUCCUGUAUCCUCUGCAGAACGGCACCGCCCCCUGCAAUGAUCUGGUCCCCAGAUGGGCGGAGGCCGGCUACCUGGUGACCAAGGUGGUGGCGGUGGACGCAGACUCAGCUCAGAACUCUUGGCUUUCCUUCCAACUGCUCAAGGCCACGGACCCUGGGCUCUUCAGCGUGUGGUCCCACAACGGGGAAGUCCGAACGACAAGGCUCAUCACCGACAAAGACCCCGUCAAGCAGAAACUCGUUGUUCUGGUGAAGGAUCAUGGGGAGCCCUCUCUGUCCACCGCGGCCACUCUGCAUUUGUUUCUGGUGGAUGGCUUUUCAGAACCCUACUUACGGCUUCCAGAAGUCGUGAUGGACGGUGAACCCGAAGACUCCCUCACGGUGUAUCUGGUCAUUGCUCUGGCCUCCAUCUCAUUCCUCUUCCUCUUCUCGGUGAUUGUCUUCAUCGUACUGAGGCUGUGGAGCAGGAGGGGAGAAGCCACGGAUGCUGCUAGCCUGGGCCUCGAUGGUCAUUUCCCGGGACAUUUGGUGGAUGUGAACGGCACCGGGACCCUGUCCCAAAGUUACCGCUAUGAAGUUUGUUUAACCACUGGGUCAGGGAACAGCGAGUUCCAGUUCCUCAAACCAGUCAUCCCCAGCCUUCCUGCCCAGAGCGCUGGUAGAGACCUUGAAGAAAGCCAUCAAUUUCGCAAUAGUCUUGGCUUUAAUUAGAGUAUUCUUAGGAAAAAUGUUCUUAACGAACUGCUUGAGUACUUUAUAAAUACUUUCCACCCUCUCUAUUUCUUGUAGUUUAUACAUAUUUAAUUUUAAGAUAUGACUUUCAUAAUGAUUUCAAAUAUUGCUCAUCUUCCUCUUCUAAACCACAUGUUUCAGUCCUACCUUACCUAGCUCUUGGGUCUCGACUAAACUACCAAUAACUCUCAUUUUCAUUCGCAACGUUCAGACACUAAUUCCCCCUUCAUCAAAGUCCCAGGUUUUGGGGUGUUUGGCCUGGUUCAAAGAGAAUACCAUAUGCUCUGUGACUGAAACCGACCCUCUGCCAAUCCAAAAUGCAACCCUGCAGUGAUUUCAAAACUUUUUAAUCCCCUCAUAAUA